AUGGCUCCAAGCCAUUUUGGCUAUCCGAUUGGCGAUUUUUUUGUAUAUGGAUGGUCGAUUUCUGGUAACGAAACGGCUAUCGGUGUCAAAACUCGCGGAUUAUUUGCUCUAUUUGAUGUAGGUAUUGCUCCUUCUUGCCAUGGCCACAUAGAUCAUAUUGGAGCAAUUUGCCAGCACAUGAGAAAACGCGUGUUAAAUAAUAUCGGCCCUGCAACCUAUUACCUCCUUCCACACCUUAUUGAACCAGUCAAAGCACUGUGUCGUGCUUAUAGUGAACUUCACGGUUGCGAAAUGGGCCAAAUAUCUGAACCUAAGUUAGUGGAAAUGAUUCCGGGUUCACGAAUACAGAUUGAGAGUAAAUGGUGGGUAGAGGGUUUUCAAACCGACCACGUUGUUCAAAGCCUAGGCUACAUACUUUUUUGCCAGGAUUUUAAAACGACAGAACUAAUACCUGAAAUUGCUUAUACUGGGGAUACUAGAUUUUCUGUGUUUUCCCUACCAGCGCAUCCCAACCUCUUGCAAGUUAAACUUUUAAUAACUGAAUCGACGUAUCUUGAUGCCGACAACCGAUCAAGAGAGAAUUCCCAAAAAUAUGGUCACAUCUGUAUUACUGACUUCGCCAUAAACUCACGGCUAUUUAGGGAUGUUGGUGCCAUCUUUCUGAUGCACUUCUCUGACCGCUAUAGUCUACAAAUGAUCAAGGAUAGGGUAUAUUGCUCACUGCCGGAAGAUCUGGCAGAAAAAGUCUACUGUUCUCUUACAGCGAAAAAGGCCCUCAAAGUUGAACACAGUGCGGAGCCCCUAAUGCCAUAG
Messenger RNA from Rodentolepis nana, 813 nucleotides. Lineage: Eukaryota; Metazoa; Platyhelminthes; Cestoda; Cyclophyllidea; Hymenolepididae. The record is from the annotation of a GenBank genome assembly.